UUACACUAUAUCUAAGUCACCAGCUCAAGAGAUCAAACAAGCACAGGUACAUAGUUCCUUAUGCAAUGGCCUUUCAACUCAAUAAGCAGCCCCACUUUGUGUUGGUUCCACUCUUUGCUCAAGGCCACAUGAUCCCCAUGAUAGACAUGGCAAGGAUCUUGGCCCAGCAAGGAGUGAUAGUAACUUUACUUAGCACCCCACAAAAUGCCUCAAGAUUUGAGAACACAAUUUCUAGAGCAGCACAAUCUGGCCUUCCAAUCCACCUUCUCAAAAUCCCAUUUCCAUGCCAAAAAGUUGGACUUCCACUAGGCUGUGAGAAUCUCGACACUCUGCCAUCAAGAAACCUCCUCAGAAACUUUUACAAUGCACUUCACAUGCUGCAGGAACCAUUGGAGCAGUACCUUCAAGAUCAUGCGUGUGCACCAAGCUGCAUUAUCUCAGACAAAUUCAUCUCAUGGACAUCAACAACAGCUCAGAAGUUCAACAUCCCAAGGCUUGUUUUCCAUGGGAUGUCCUGCUUCUCAUUGCUCAGCACUUCCAACAUCAAACUUCACAAUGCUCACCACUCUGUCAAAACUGACUCAGAGCCUUUUGUCAUUCCUGGAUUACCUCAUAGGAUUGAGAUAACAAGAAAACAGCUUCCAGGAGCAUUUUUUGCUCUUCCUGAUUUGGAUGAUUUAAGGGACAAAAUGAAUGAGGCUGAAAUGUCUUCUCAUGGGAUUGUGGUGAAUAGCUUCAAAGAAUUAGAGCAUGGUUGUGCUGAGGAGUAUGAGAAUGCUAUGAACAAGAGAGUUUGGUGUAUUGGUCCUGUGUCUUUAUGCAACAAGGAGAGUUUGGACAAGUUUGAGAGAGGAGAUAAGCCUUCAAUUGAAGAAAAACAAUGCUUGGAAUGGCUUAACUCAAUGGAGCCAAGGUCAGUUAUUUAUGUUUGCCUUGGUAGCUUGUGUAGGCUUGUUCCAUCACAAUUAAUAGAGAUUGGGCUUGGUUUAGAAGCAUCAAAUAGACCCUUUAUUUGGGUAGUUAAAACUGCAGGAGAAAAUUAUUCAGAGGUGGAAAAAUGGUUAGAAGAUGAAAACUUUGAGAAAAAGGUUAGAGGAAGAGGGCUUUUGAUUAAGGGAUGGGCACCACAGAUUCUAAUACUGUCUCAUCCUGCAGUUGGGGGAUUCUUGACACAUUGUGGAUGGAAUUCAACAAUUGAAGGCCUGUGCUUCGGUUUGCCAAUGAUAACAUGGCCUUUGUUUGCUGAACAAUUUCUAAAUGAGAAGUUGAUUGUGGAAGUUCUGAAGAUUGGAGUUAGAAUUGGAGUUGAGGUUCAGGUGAGGUUUGGUGAUGAAAAGAAAGCUGGGAUAUUGGUGGAAAAAUGUAGAGUUGUGGAAGCUAUAGAGAUGUGUUUGGAGGGAGGUGAAGAGGGAGAAAAGAGGAGGAUUAGAGCAACAGAACUUGGAAACAUGGCUACAAGGGCUUUAGAGGAGGAUGGUUCCUCUCGUUUCAACAUUUCAAGCUUAAUUCAAGAUAUUAUGGAAAGUUAAUUAAUGUAGCAACAAUUCUUGACAUGAUCAACUUUUCUGUGUUACUUUUCCCUCUUAUUUGGGAGUGAAUUCUUUGUUGGCGAAGUUAAAGAUUCUAUUAUAGCUAGGUAGUGAUUCUCUUA
Molecule: messenger RNA, 1651 nt
Organism: Lotus japonicus
Lineage: Eukaryota; Viridiplantae; Streptophyta; Magnoliopsida; Fabales; Fabaceae
Product: UDP-glycosyltransferase 73D1-like
Exons: 2
Coding region: 66-1529 (487 amino acids)
Molecular function (GO): UDP-glycosyltransferase activity
Source: RefSeq, a predicted model, not a curated record